This is a messenger RNA of Bemisia tabaci, 711 nucleotides long. RefSeq lists its product as uncharacterized. NCBI's taxonomy places the organism in Eukaryota, Metazoa, Arthropoda, Insecta, Hemiptera, Aleyrodidae. The record is from RefSeq and is a predicted model, not a curated record.
GCCGCCGUUCGCAAGUUCUAGUUUUAGUUCGGCGGAGAUAAGGGUUGCAGUAUUAGUGCCAGGGAUUUCCUUCAAUCUUUUUCACUCGCCUGGAAGAAAGUCAGGGGUCUCGCGGGGAAAGAUGAAAAAAAGUAAGGAUAUUGAAAGUCUGAAAGCUGAGCUGGACCAAGAGAGAAAUUACAGAGAUGCAAUGAUCAAAUCCAAUAAAGAUUUAGAAAACUCGAUUGAAAAGUUGGCCAAAGAUCUAGAAAUGAACCGAAAGCAAGCGGAAGACAUCGCAAGUGGCCAUUUUUCUGCCAAAAGCAAUCAGAAAUACCUAGAUCAAGUGAACUUACUAAAAAAGCUGGAGACAGACAUCGGAGUCGAAAAGGAGAAGCUGAGAAUCUUGGCGGAGGCAGAUACAGACAUAACGGAUUUGAAUUUGGAACUGUUAUCUCAGUCUGAACUUCUCCGCUUGAUCAAACAGUUGGAGCGGAUCAAAGUGGAUCUACACAGCUCUCUUCAAGAAACUGAGAACAAAAUCGACGCAUGCUCACAGGAAUUCUAUCGACUGGAUGAGAUGCGGCAAAUGUACAUCACGGAGCAGGAUUUGAAGAACCGCAGCAAGAGACAUCCACCCACCCCGUCGGCCUCGAGCCGGAAGCACAAGUGAGACGCACCCGCUAAGAAAUCAACGUACUCACCAUCGUGAGCUCACAAUCAUCCGGAAAA